GCAUCGGUGUGACGGAAUAUCACUCAAAACGCGCCGUUUUAUUCUUCUCUUUCAUUCACCCCCAUUCUGAGACUAUACACCCUCUUCUGCUGAAUUUGAAGUUUUUGAGCUGCAAAUUGGUACUGGGCAUAGUUAGAGGGGCAACUUGUUUCAUGACUUCAUCAGCUUCGGUAACAUUCUCUAGAUCGUGUGUAUCUGCACGGGCAGAUUAGGCACUCUGGCUGUACUAUUAUUGCCUUUUAUUUAGCUGGCUCCAGGUGGAUGGGAUAUUCUUCUAUUUUCCAAAAAUAACUGAACAAGAUGAGUGCAAAGGUCGACACGACAUCUGCUGUUGAGCCUCACAGUUCUAAGAUGUCUGGAAUGAGCACAUUAUCUGCACCACCAACCAGUAGCCAAAAGGUCUCUAUGUUCGCUGCAAAAUCUGGAUUUGUUAUUCCAAGAAACAAAUUGUCAGGCUCAUUAAUUCCUAUCAUUCGAGGAGGUAAAAAGCUGGGAGGAGGUGAUGCGUCUAAUGAGGAAAGUACCAACCUGACGCAGAGGAAAACAAAAUGGGGCCCCGAUCUGACACAGGAUGCUGCUGUUAAAAGGGGAAGAGCCUUAGCUUAUCAGACACGAGUGGAUCAAAUUAUGCAACAGCUGAAAUUGGGAUCUUUGGAGGUUGGGGACACUGAAGGCUCACCAAUUGCAGCUGAGCAUCCAGAUCACAUGUCUCCAAGUCCUCACAACAAUGAUAAGAAGUCAGAACUGUUGGAACUUGAAAAGCGGGAAGUAAUAGGUGAAAUAUUAAAAUUGAAUCCAAGUUACAAAGCCCCACCUGAUUAUAAACCUUUGUUGAAGGAGUCAAGUGUUCCACUCCCUGUCAAAGAACAUCCUGGAUUCAAUUUUAUUGGCCUCAUAUUUGGGCCUGGAGGUGAUAAUCAAAAGCGAUUAGAAAAAGAAACUGGAGCUAAAAUACAAGUUUAUGGUACCAAAGCGGAGACAGGAGAGAAGGGAGAAAUCAAACUAUCUGAUGGAAAUGAAAUCCAUGGUGCUUAUGAAGAGUUAUGUGUUCAAAUAUCAGCCGAGACAUUUGAGAAAGUUGAUGCUGCUGUUUCCAUCAUUGAACUGCUGGUCACCUCAGUAUCAGGGAAUUUGACAGCUGUGUCCACAAUCUCUACUUCCGUUUCUGGGGAUAAUAUAGAUAUCUCCCGAAGCCAGGAUGCAGCCACCACCUCCAGUGUUGGUACUGCUGCAGUAGAUCAGGGAGUACUACAACCAGUGGCCGGAUCUACACAAACGCCCUUGCAGGGUCAAUUUCAAUUCCCCAGUCCAUGGUUUCCAUCAGGCCAAUCUUCUGGUCUCAUUCCCCCUCCAAAUCCUUCAUCUCCAAUUUUCAGAAAUCAUGUCCAUUUAUCGUCAUCUCCCUUGAAUCCUUCAAACAUGCCUUCUUUGUUUGGGCCUCGACCAACUCCAGCUGCUGGACCCAGUUCAAUUCUCCAAAACCAACCAGUUUUCCCCCGACCACAGCCACAAACACAAGUACCAUGGCAUCCUUACAUGGCUCAAAUAAGUCCUUUAGGACAUAUUGGCCCCUUGAGAAGUCCUUUACAGCAGCCUAAUGUUUCAGCUCCACUUCCAUUUACUGGUAGCCAACCCCUACCAAUAAGGCCAGCCCCUAUCACAGGGCCAUUAAUGGCUUCACUUUCUCAACCUAUGUCUGGGAGUUCUAGUGUAUGGUCUGGAGCCCCUGGAGGUGGUAGUGUUUCAACAUCUCUAGGUCUGAGCAACAUGGGGCAGAUGGUUCAACCCAUCAGGCCUCAUCCUCAAAAUCCACAACCAGGUGUUGCAUCCAUGGCUCCUUCAAAUAUAUCAACAGCCAGUUUGGUUUCAACUAUCACCUUUUCAUCUAGACCAUCCAUGCCACAGAUUUCUGGUGCUGCUGUGAACCAUCCUAUUGCAGCUCCACAUUUUUUGUCAAAUCCACCAUCUCAGGUAAGACAUCCAGCUGCAUUUUCAGCUUCUGUACACCAUACACCAGCACCAGUACCUGCACCUAAUUCAUCUAUAAAUCCGGGAUUGGGAGCACUGAUUCCUUCACCUGGAUCUUCCACACAACCACCUUUACCUAUGCAAUCAGGAAUAACAAAUUCUGUUGCUCCGAGUACACCAAACUUCACUGUCAUAAAACCACCGACAGUGACAGCUCCAAGUUCCGGUAAUUUCACUUUUCAACCACAUGGGCCGCAGAACCCAGUCUCUCAAACAGUUGCCACGUUAAGUAGCCAACUUGCAACUCAGAGUACUUCACAGGUGCAGCCUCCCGCACCUCAGGUAUCAUCUUUCCAGUUGGCUGCGCCCAAACUAAAUCCUCAACCAGUCAGUCAAGUCUUUCAGAGGCCAUCGUUCAGCAAUCUGGUAGGCCAGCCUCAAGCUCCUGUAUCUCCUGUUCCCUAUGCCAGAACACCAAUGGGUCCACCCAGACAUCCGUCAAUUCCAAAUGCAAGUGUUUCACCUAGGACUCCACUCCCACAAAUGGGCCUAAGGAACUUCAGUCCAGCUCCCCAAAGGCCUGGUUUCUCUGGUCCUAUUGUUCCCAGGCCGGCAAAUCCUGUUCAACUUCAACAAAAUUAUCCAGCUCGAAUGACUAGGCCAGAUAUCCUCUUUUCUCCAAAUCAGCAAUUUAGCAACACUUUAUCCUUUGCAUCUAGUAAGCCAGUUUCUAAUCCUGGAGGACAGCAAAUUUAUGAUCCUUUCUCACCUACGUCUGUGUCUACCUCAAAGGCAGAGGGGUGACCCAGCAAAGAUGAGAAACCGGGAGAAAUACACAGCACGAGGAUUUGAUGGACUCGAAAUGAAACACUUGUUGGCUAACCAUUUGAGAUGUAGUUAGGUCCCCAAAAUGGCGUAUAAAUUUUCGUCUAUAGAAGUGAUAUGUUGCUCUUUGUAAUCAAAUUUCUGGUAUAAAGUGACUUUGUUGCAACAUGUAAUUUUUUAACAGUUUUCUUUGCAUCUUCAUCUUUUCUUGUCAUUGUCUAUCUUCCCCUGAACUAUGAAUGAAGUUUAAAUUGAAUUGUUUACUAGAGAAACAACUCCAUUGGAUAAAUGUCUUCUGUUAUUUUGCUUUA
Molecule: messenger RNA, 3104 nt
Organism: Juglans regia (Persian walnut)
Lineage: Eukaryota; Viridiplantae; Streptophyta; Magnoliopsida; Fagales; Juglandaceae
Product: atrophin-1
Exons: 11
Coding region: 301-2772 (823 amino acids)
Biological process (GO): regulation of mRNA splicing, via spliceosome
Cellular component (GO): nucleus
Molecular function (GO): mRNA binding
Source: RefSeq, a predicted model, not a curated record